GGACUAAAAGUACUAAAUUAUUACAAACUUAAAAGAUUAUGUAGUAUAUACUAUAAAUGUACAUAAUAGUAAGGACGAAAAUACCAGACCCUCCCAAGUUAGAGGACCAUUUAAGUUAAACACUCCCCCUAAAAUUCCAUGCAUCUAGAAUAGCCCCACUUCCCUCAAAAACACAUGCACUCUCUCUCUCCCACUUUUCAGGAAUUAUCUAUUAGAUUCUUCAAUGGCCUUGAGAACUGGACCGAUUUUCUGCCAACUUAAACCACAGACGAAGAAGCCUGAACCGGGGGUUUUUACGCCGGUUCAGAAGCUGAGAGUGUCAUCUUCAUCGUCAGAACCGGGACAGGAGAAUGGGAAAAUAAUGUUGCAGCCGAGGUUGACUACUUUAAGAUCAUUCGGGUCGGAUCCUGUCGGAGUAAUUAAGACCAAGAACGGUAGUUUUGAUGGAGAAGAUGAAGAGGUUUCGCCUUUUUUUGCAACGUUGUCGGAGUAUAUCGAAAGCUCUAAGAAGAGUCAAGAUUUUGAGAUUAUCUCCGGUCGACUUGCCAUGAUUGUGUUUGCAGCGACAGUGUCCAUGGAAGUUGUGACUGGAAAUUCUGUAUUCAGAAAGACUGAUUUUCAAGGAAUAGCUGAAGCUGCUGGAGUUUGUAUUGGUGCCGUAGCUUGUGCUGCCAUUUUUGCUUGGUCUUCUAGUUCUCGCACACGAGUUGGACGAAUUUUCACCCUUGGCUGCAACACCUUCAUCGAUUCCUUAAUCGAUCAAAUUGUUGAUGGUUUGUUUUAUGACAACGAGCUCAAUGAUUGGAUUGACGAUAUCUAGACCACAAUAAUGAAAUACAAGUAUAAAUAAUUGAAAAAAAGAAAGUGUUGAAAUUAAGCAACUAAGUGUUGAAAUUAAGCAACUUAUUUUAUCAAAUGUUUGAAGUAUAAUGUGUAUCAUUAGGACCUUGGUUAGUAUAUAUCUUGUAAAUAUAUAUCAUAUAGUUAAAUAUAUUGAAAAGAAGCUAUUACACAA
Messenger RNA from Capsicum annuum, 1015 nucleotides. RefSeq names its product stress enhanced protein 2, chloroplastic. Lineage: Eukaryota; Viridiplantae; Streptophyta; Magnoliopsida; Solanales; Solanaceae. Gene Ontology annotation, biological process: cellular response to high light intensity. Bases 224 to 820 code for a protein of 198 amino acids. The record is from RefSeq and is a predicted model, not a curated record. The transcript has 2 exons.